AUGACUGCCAACAACAACAGUGUGACGAAUGGUGCUGUAUCUAGUUAUGCCAAGUUAGUGCAAAAUCAAACACCUGAUGACAUUUUGGAAGAGUUUCCGGAAAUUAUUCCAUUACAACAAAGACCUAAUACUCGAUCUAGUGAGACGUCAAAUGAUAAGAGCGGGGAAACCUGCUUCUCAGGUCACGACGAAGAGCAAAUCAAACUAAUGAACGAAAAUUGUAUUGUUUUGGAUUGGGACGAUAAUGCUAUUGGUGCCGGUACCAAGAAGGUUUGUCAUUUGAUGGAAAACAUUGAGAAGGGUUUACUACACCGUGCGUUCUCUGUUUUUAUUUUCAAUGAAAACGGCGAAUUGCUUCUACAGCAAAGAGCCACUGAGAAAAUUACUUUCCCUGACCUUUGGACCAACACAUGUUGCUCUCACCCAUUAUGUAUCGAUGACGAAUUAGGCUUGAAAGGUAAAUUGGAUGAUAAGAUCAAAGGUGCAGUUACUGCAGCCGUAAGAAAACUAGAUCAUGAAUUGGGUAUUCCAGAAGAGGAGACCAAGACAAAGGGGAAAUUUCACUUUUUAAACAGAAUCCAUUACAUGGCACCAAGUAAUGAACCAUGGGGUGAACACGAAAUUGAUUAUAUUUUAUUCUAUAAGAUCAACUCCAAAGAAAACUUGACCGUCAAUCCAAACGUCAAUGAAGUCAGGGACUUCAAAUGGGUUUCGCCAAAUGAUUUGAAAACAAUGUUUGCUGAUCCGAUUUAUAAAUUUACACCUUGGUUCAAGAUUAUUUGCGAAAAUUAUUUAUUCAACUGGUGGGAGCAAUUAGAUGACCUUUCCGAAGUUGAGAAUGACAGACAAAUCCAUAGGAUGCUGUAG
Saccharomyces mikatae IFO 1815 is the source of this 867-nucleotide messenger RNA. RefSeq names its product isopentenyl-diphosphate delta-isomerase IDI1 (gene IDI1). Gene Ontology annotation, molecular function: isopentenyl-diphosphate delta-isomerase activity. Gene Ontology annotation, biological process: isopentenyl diphosphate biosynthetic process; isoprenoid biosynthetic process. The record is from RefSeq and is a predicted model, not a curated record. Gene Ontology annotation, cellular component: cytoplasm. The transcript has a single exon. The coding region runs from base 1 to 867 and encodes 288 amino acids. NCBI's taxonomy places the organism in Eukaryota, Fungi, Ascomycota, Saccharomycetes, Saccharomycetales, Saccharomycetaceae.